Molecule: messenger RNA, 678 nt
Organism: Saxophila tyrrhenica
Lineage: Eukaryota; Fungi; Ascomycota; Dothideomycetes; Mycosphaerellales; Extremaceae
Exons: 3
Coding region: 1-678 (225 amino acids)
Biological process (GO): lipid metabolic process; response to reactive oxygen species
Cellular component (GO): cytoplasm
Source: RefSeq, a predicted model, not a curated record
AUGCGUCUCACCACCACCGUCCUCACCCUCGCAAGUACAGCCACCGCCCUCGCCCACCCCCGCAGCACCUCCCCCUCCUGCAACGAUACCACCGCCCCCACCACCACCAGCCCCCCCGUCACCGCCGCCCAAUACGACGGCCACUGCUUUUACCCCGUCCCAGACCCCAAGUUCAACCUCCACAACUACCUCGGAACCUGGUACCAAGUCGCCGGCACGCCCUUUGGCCCAACCGCAGGCGCAAGAUGCGUGACGGCGAAUUACCAGCUCUUCGACAAUAACACCGUCCGCGUCGAGAAUAUCGCAGCCGCAGGUCCAAGCACCUUCAGUAUCGUCGGCACCGGCACGGCAGCCGACAUGGCCUACGGCACCGCAGGCGUUUUUGAGGUGAACUUCCCCUCCGCGGGCCCACCGGGGCAGGGAGGAUUGACGUCGGGUUCCGGAGGUGCGGAAGAGGAUGAUUGUCCUGGGCCGAAUUAUAUUGUCCAGGAUUAUGCCAUCGACUGGGCGAUUGUGCAGACGCAGCGAUGGAACACGUUGUACAUCUUGAGCCGGGUGCGGGAGCCGAGUGCGGAGAGUAUCCAGGCGUGGAUUGAUCGUGCUGUGGAGUUCGGGUCGAACAGGACGAUGAUUCAGCUAUACAACCAGACGGGUUGUGAGGGUAUAGGCCCGAUGUAA